Messenger RNA from Saccharomyces paradoxus, 2175 nucleotides. It is a transcript of the gene KEX1, whose product is annotated as serine-type carboxypeptidase. The record is from RefSeq and is a predicted model, not a curated record. Gene Ontology annotation, biological process: apoptotic process; proteolysis. Gene Ontology annotation, molecular function: serine-type carboxypeptidase activity. NCBI's taxonomy places the organism in Eukaryota, Fungi, Ascomycota, Saccharomycetes, Saccharomycetales, Saccharomycetaceae. Gene Ontology annotation, cellular component: trans-Golgi network. Bases 1 to 2175 code for a protein of 724 amino acids. The transcript has a single exon.
AUGUUCUACAAUGGGUGGUUUGCAACAUGGCUUGCCAUUUUUGCUUUAAUAAGGAUCUCAGUAUCCCUUCCGUCAUCUGAGGAGUACAAAGUGGCAUAUGAGCUAUUGCCGGGGUUAUCCGAGGUGGAAGACCCCUCAAAUAUUCCACAGAUGCAUGCUGGUCACAUUCCUUUACGUUCCGAAGAUGCAGAUGAACAGGAUGGCUCUGACUUGGAGUAUUUUUUUUGGAAAUUUGCAAAUAACAACUCUAAUGGCAAUGUCGAUCGUCCCUUAAUCAUAUGGUUAAACGGUGGACCCGGUUGCUCUUCUAUGGAUGGUGCUUUGGUCGAAUCCGGCCCUUUUAGGGUGAAUUCAGACGGUAAACUUUAUCUAAAUGAAGGGUCCUGGAUUUCUAAAGGCGAUCUUCUGUUUAUCGAUCAACCCACUGGUACCGGGUUUUCCGUCGAACAGAAUAAAGAUAAAAUCGACAAAAGCAAAUUUGAUGAAGACCUAGGAGAUGUCACUAAACAUUUUAUGGAUUUCCUAGAGAAUUACUUCAAGAUUUUUCCUGAGGACCUUACUAGGGAAAUUAUAAUAUCGGGCGAAAGUUAUGCUGGCCAAUAUAUACCAUUCUUUGCUAACGCAAUUUUGAAUCAUAACAAAUUCUCCAAAAUUGAUGGGGAUACUUACGACUUGAAGGCGCUAUUGAUUGGUAACGGAUGGAUUGACCCUAAUACACAGUCCCUAUCGUUCUUUCCGUUUGCUAUGGAGAACAAACUGAUUGAUAAAAGCAACCCCGAUUUUAAACGCUUAACGAAUGCACACGAGAAUUGCCAGAAUCUGGUGAACUCUGCCAGUACAGAUGAGACAACCCAUUUUUCGUAUGGGGAAUGUGAAAAUAUUCUGAACCUGCUAUUGUCUUAUACAAGAGAAUCUUCCCAAAAGGGAAAUGCGGAUUGCUUGAACAUGUAUAACUUCAAUUUAAGAGACAGCUAUCCAUCUUGUGGUAUGAACUGGCCGGAGGACAUUUCUUUUGUCCGAAAAUUCUUCAGCACGCCAGGUGUUAUUGAUUCAUUGCAUCUAGAUUCUGAUAAAAUUAAUCAUUGGGAUGAAUGUACUAUUAGCGUUGGAACUAAAUUGUCUAAUCCUGUCUCUAAACCAUCUGUCCAUUUGUUGCCCCAACUACUUGAAAGUGGUAUAGAGGUUAUCUUGUUCAAUGGUGACAAAGAUUUGAUUUGUAAUAACAAGGGCGUAUUGGACACCAUAGAGAACCUCCAAUGGGGUGGAGUAAAGGGGUUUAGCGACGACGCCAUGUCAUUCGAUUGGAUCCAUAAAUCGGAUAGUUCAGAUGACAAUGACGAAUUUAGUGGAUACGUGAAGUAUGAUAGAAAUUUGACGUUUAUUAGUGUUUAUAACGCUUCCCACAUGGUACCCUUUGAUAAAGGUUUAGUGAGUAGAGGUAUUGUUGAUAUUUAUUUGAACAAAGUCAUGAUCUCUGAUAUUGAUGGGAAAAAUGUUAUGGUUACUACUGACGACGAUAGUGAUGAGAAUACUACCACUGAAAGCGGCGAUAAGCCAGAAGAAAAUCUUCAAGAGGAAGAGCAAGAAGUGCAAAAUGAAGAAGGGAAAGAAAAAGAAGCCAAUAAUGGUGACAAUGAUAAUGAAGAUGAAGAUGAUGACGAUGACGAUGACGAUGACGACGAUGACGACGAUGACGACGAUGAAGAAGAUGAAGACGAUGAUGAUGAAAAAGAAAGUAACCAAGGCCUCGAGGAUAGCAGACACAAAUCUUUAGAAUAUGAACAAGAGGAAGAAGAAGCAGAAGAAUUUGCGGAAGAAAUUUCAAUGUACAAACACAAAGCAGUAGUAGUUACCAUCGUAACGUUUUUGAUAGUUGUUAUUGCAGUUUAUGUUUACGAUAGAAGAGUGAGAAGGAAAGCACGUCACACAAUUUUAGUCGACCCAAAUAACAGGCAGCAUGAGAGUCCCAAUAAGACUGUUUCGUGGGCAGACGAUUUGGAGAGCGGGCUUGGCAUAGAGGAUGAUUUAGCACAAGAUGAGCAGUUAGAAGGCGGAGCACCCACAAAUAGUACAUCCAAUAAAGCAGGAUCAAAAUUGAAAACGAAGAAAAAAAAGAAGUAUACUAGCCUUCCGAGCACUGAAAUUGAUGACUCCUUCGAAAUGACAGAUUUUUGA